Molecule: messenger RNA, 1563 nt
Organism: Fonsecaea pedrosoi CBS 271.37
Lineage: Eukaryota; Fungi; Ascomycota; Eurotiomycetes; Chaetothyriales; Herpotrichiellaceae
Exons: 8
Coding region: 1-1563 (520 amino acids)
Molecular function (GO): acyltransferase activity
Source: RefSeq, a predicted model, not a curated record
AUGGAUGCGAGAUUGGUCCCCAUCGUGGUAGGCGUCGGCGAUGCCUUGAAUCGAUCCAGAAAGCCAGAAGAAGCGGUGGAGCCUCUGAAAUUGAUGAUUCAGGCCAUCGAGACGGCAUUUCAAGAUACAAACCUCUCACCCUCUGCAGCAACACAGCUCCGAGAGAGUGUCGAGAGUAUCGAUGUCGUCCGCAGCUGGACGUGGCCCUAUCCCGACCUCCCAGACCUUCUCUGUCAUCAUCUAGGCAUCGCGCCAAAGCAUAAGCACUACCACCCUUUCAACUCAGGCAGUACGCCAGGCCUGUUCUUCGAUGAAGCCUCUCGCAGGAUAUCUCUCGGAGAUGCAAAAGUCGCCAUUCUGACGGGCGGUGAAGCUCUCGCGUCUCUGAGGGCGUGUUUGGCCGCCAAAAUCAUGCCACCCCCGGGCUGGACCACCAUUGAGAAGACUAUUCGUGCUGUCGAAGACCCGACCACACGAGAGCUGCAGAAAAACGUUGCCGGGCGCCAUCAAAUUGGAGCACCCAUCCAAGGGUAUCCCCUCUUCGAGAAUGGGUUCAGAGCGCAUCGCGGCCAGACCAUCUUGGACAACUUCCAAGAGUCAGCCAAUCUGUACGGAGAAUUUGCCGCCGUCGCCCGAAAGAAUCCAAAUGCUUGGUUUUACGGAAACUCCGAAACCGCCGAGUCGAUCAAAACAGUGACCAGCAAGAAUCGGAUGAUAUGUUUUCCUUACCCUCUCUUGAUGAACGCGAUGAACGCAGUUAAUAUCGGAGCCGCCGUUCUGUUAACUUCGACCGAUUUCGCAAGAGAACUAGGAAUUCCCGAAGAGAAAUGGAUCUAUGCUUUGGGUGGCGCCGGCACCAGGGACAGCUUGAACUUCUGGGAACGCCCCAACUUCUACUCAAGCCCCUCGAUCUCCGUGUCGUUAGACGCCGCCAUUGCCGCCUCCACCGUGAAUAAGGAAGAUGUCGAUCUUUACGACUUCUACUCAUGUUUUCCCAUCGUGCCGAAGAUAGCCUCCAGUCACUUAGACAUUCCCAUUCCUGACCCGAAGCAUCCGGUCACGCUCCUUGGAGGCCUGACGUUUUUCGGCGGCGCGGGUAACAACUAUUCAAUGCAUGCCCUAACGGAAAUGGUGCGAGCACUCCGCGCCGGCAGAGGCAAAGUCGGGCUCGUCCUCGCCAAUGGUGGGAUCAUGACUUACCAGCAUGUCGUUCUUCUGUCGACCCAGCCACGUCGAGACGGAUCACCGUAUCCUAAAAGACCACCACUUGCCGAAGUCGUUGUUGAUGCGCAGCCUCCAGCCGUUGAAGAACGAGCAAAUGGCGCUGCGGUUGUUGAGACCUACACGGUUGACUUUGGCCGCGAUUCGCUUCCCCUCCGAGGACAUAUAAUCGGUCGAUUGACAGACAACAACCGCCGCUUCAUCGCCAAUCAUGCCGACGAGUCGACCUUGAAACAGCUGUGCAGCAUGACAACGGAACCGAUCGGCAGAAAGGGCUGGGUGAGGAACGAUCCUGCCAGCGGGAGAAACCUGUUCAGUUUUGAGAACGGCCCAAGGCUGUAG